GAGCUUCCCGCCGUCGCUCCCCCCAAACCGAUACGCCCAACUCAACCGGCCCCUUUCAGGUCAAUACCUCCUCGGAAAAUAAUAAGAUAAACUCAAGCCUUCGCCCAGGCUACGGCAAUCCUCAAGAAUCGCGAUUUUGGAAAAAAAUUCGACGCGUUUCCCUGCUCUUCUGUCAACUUUCAACCUCGACUGUUACUGACCAACUACACGGGCUCCAUCCGACGAGGCCCCCCCAGCAGCCGCUGGCGCGCGAUAUCACGAGUUUGAUCACGCCGACAACACGUGAACUCCAGCAAAACCCGUGAUCUGGCUCACCGCCCAGACCACGCCGCGAAGCACAUGAUCUAAAGGUAUGCGAGCUGUCCCAUUUUUCUGACGAUCUUCCCGUCUGCCCUAUCGUCUCUCAUCGCUAUCACACUGCACUGCAACGGAGGCACACUUCCGCAGAAAGAUUGCUUUUCCUCAUUUGCGCCAUUUUUGGGGAUGCUGUCUUGUUCAAGCGCAUCUCGCGAUCUGUUGCCCAGCCACAAUCAAGCGAUUGUGAUGGAUGAAAAGUCAUCAUCCGACGGCGAAUACAUCCUCUAGUCAUCCAGGACAAUUCUUUUUCCAGCAGACACGACCUGUCAAUCCAUACAACCAAGCGUCAUCUCCUUCUGAUGAGCAUGGCGUAUGCCGAUUGAACCAUAUACUAUACCACGACAAUCUCAGCCCUCAUGUUGAGCCGUCAGUUGCGGUCUCGUCAAUGUCAAGCUUUUCCUGCUACCAAUCUUUCACGGCAUCGAAGAGCAAGCGCUCCAGUAUCUGCUCAUGAGAAGCGGUCGCUGCUUGAGGACACCACUCAGCUUUGCCAUCCGUCACGGCUUACGGAGUGUUUGAUGCUUACUCAUUUGCCUUGACCUGACCUUUCGUGUUUGCUACUUCAUGGUCUCACCACAUGCAAUCCCGAAAUUAUUGAUGCUAACCAAUCUUACAUAGUCCCCGCUUCAUUCAAUUGAAUCUAGCUUGAGUCGACGGAAGGAUCGUGUCCACUAUCCGCAGCUCCGCCUAGUAACCCUCUCUCAUUCUCACAUUUGAACCCACGGUCUCCCCCAACAACUCUCGACCACAGCAACAAUGGCCGACGUCAUGAGUGAGCAUCCUGACUUGUCGGAGUUGGCCCGCUCUCCUUCUCCCGGCCAGAAACGAAAGCGCGACGACGACUUGUCCGAUUCGAUGAGUCCUAGCCGAAAGCGUUCCAGUGCUGAAGGACUUUCAGAUGUGGACACUGCAGCUUUCAUCGAGAAUGCUGUCGAGGCUGCCCAUGCCGCUGCCCAGAAUGGCGUCUCCGCCGCGGACUUCAGCGCCCUGCAACAAGCUGCCGCUGCUGAGCAUUCCGAAGCCGCUGAUCCGGCCAAUGCUUCCAGCACCGCUGCUGCCGCCCUCGGAUCCAUGUAUCCCACCCUUCAUGUUCCUCCUACGACAGAGGAGCAGUUUGCUGCACAGUCGAGCAACGAUCCGACCCACGGUCAAGACCAUGGCUUCGGUCAUGCUGACCUGAGCCCGCCGGACGGGCUCCCAGGUCUUCCCCCUGUCCCCCAGCCUACGAAUGGCCUUCAGUCUGUGCAACCUCAGCAAUCCCACCAACCUCACCAGCAUCAACAACCUCCCCCACCUCAGCACCGUUAUUCGUCUGGAUCAGCUGGCACUCCCGCUAAGAAACCGGACGUCGGCUCUGAGGAGUGGCAUAAGAUGCGCAAGGACAACCACAAAGAGGUCGAGCGUCGUCGCCGUGAGACAAUCAACGAAGGCAUCAAUGAGCUGGCCAAGAUUGUGCCCAAUUGCGAGAAGAACAAAGGCUCCAUCCUUCAGCGUGCCGUCACAUUCAUCAAUCAACUCAAGGAGAACGAGACGCAAAACAUCGAGAAAUGGACUCUUGAGAAGCUGCUUACGGAGCAAGCCAUAGCAGAGCUUAGUGCCUCUAAUGAUAAGCUGAAGCAAGAGUGCGAACGUCUCUACAAGGAACUAGAGACUUGGAAACGAGUUGCUCAGAAUGCGGGUCUUUCAUACCCCCAGGCGAACAAAGAGGAACCGACGAGUACGACCUAGAAGGUCUCAGCUCAAGAUCAGACCCCUUAUACUGCGGCCAACGUGGAGGUGGCGUUAUCUCCUCAGCAGGCUCACAUCGAUCAGGCGGACCUUCAGCAUGAGACUCAGCAGGACCAGCACGAUGCCCUUCUGUACGGACCCUCCGCCCUCUUCGUCGACGAGGUCAGCGAUGAACAUGAACCUCCUCAACAUCAGCUUGACAUCCCUGAGCACCAAGCCUCCGCCUCUUUCGACCCCUUUCGCCAGCCAUGUCCGAUUGCCCCUCGUGUGAUCUCUCCUCAUACGACUCCUCCUAGCGCGAUUGCUCCUCCGAUUCCUCCCACAAGAUCCUAUUCGCCUCAAUCUUCUGGAUUCGCUGCGUCGAUCCCACGGGGCAUCUGUCAGAUCGAGAACCUGGACUCGGACCCUUCUUUUUACUUUUCACCUUAUACCCCCAGCCAGCAGUAAGCUGCUUUUUGUUGUUUCCUCAGAUUAUAAAGCACGGUAGCCGCGGUAGAUAGGCUAUAUCAUAAUCAACCUUGCUCUCUAACUGUCAUGUUUUCUCAUACGUAUAUGGUUUCACCACAGCGUUGAACAAGACCUUGCGUUGGGUUUGUAGGAUUUGGGUGUUUAUAACAGAGGCGUUAUAUGGAUCACCGAGCCUUUCUGCUUUAGGGCAUUAAUAAGACACCGGCUCGUUCCAUGUGCAAAAAUCCAAAUUCUGUCUUUUCUGUGGCGUCUAUUAUCUCGACUAAAACAUUGAGACAUUUCCGUCGAGGAAUCGCCGUAGACCGACUUCCAAUGUCCACUACGAUACUCCUAGUCGGUUGGAAGAAUCUUGCCGGUGCGUAAAGUUUGCACGAGAAACCUCCAAAGCUUUCCAGAUUGGCUGAGUGGUAAGAAACGGCGAGAGAUGAUUUGCUUCACUUUUAAGAAUGCGCUUGGAAUAAAGAAGCCGUCCAUGAGUUGACUGUGUCUUUGUUACAACACCAGGGUAUAGAUUCUCUUCCCUCUUAGUCUCAAAAGUCGGGCCAGAGAAGACUCGACGCGGCA
Colletotrichum scovillei is the source of this 3117-nucleotide messenger RNA. Its product is annotated as helix-loop-helix DNA-binding domain-containing protein. Gene Ontology annotation, molecular function: DNA-binding transcription factor activity; protein dimerization activity. The record is from RefSeq and is a predicted model, not a curated record. Gene Ontology annotation, cellular component: nucleus. Bases 1114 to 2085 code for a protein of 323 amino acids. The transcript is spliced from 2 exons. NCBI's taxonomy places the organism in Eukaryota, Fungi, Ascomycota, Sordariomycetes, Glomerellales, Glomerellaceae.